AUCACGCUAACUCUCUUUAACCUAAUUUAAUUUUCAGCUAAUUGUAGGCCUACGGUUUAUCUGCAGCCUUGAGACGAAGUGAAACGAUGUCGGAUCCCGAACCAAACCCUAACCAAGAAAUAGUCUACAAACAGAUAUUUAUAAACAAUGAAUGGUGUAAUUCUGUGAGUGGACGAACAUUUCCAACAAUAAACCCAGCAACUGGUGAAAAACUAUGUGAUGUUCAGGAAGGUGAUAAGGAAGAUGUUGACAAAGCCGUUGCUGCUGCUAGAGCAGCCUUUCAGAUAGGUUCCCCCUGGCGGAGAAAAGAUGCAUCAAAGAGAGGAGAACUCAUGAUGAAAUUUGUAUCUCUUUUAAAACGUGAUAUAGGUAUAUUAGCGAAUCUGGAGACGUUGGAUAAUGGUAAACCGUUCCUGGAUGCUGUUGAUGAUGUAAGAGCUACAAUAGAUGUGUUUCAGUAUUACGCUGGUUGGUGUGAUAAAAUAACUGGAAAAACCAUACCAGUAGACGGUGAAUAUUUUACCUUUACGAGACAUGAACCAGUGGGUGUAUGUGGACAAAUUAUUCCUUGGAAUUAUCCAGUUGCCAUGUUGUCAUGGAAAUUAGGACCAGCAUUAGCCUGUGGCAACACAGUGGUACUAAAACCUGCUGAGCAGACACCAUUGACAGCACUAUAUUGCUGUGCUUUAUUUAAAGAGGCAGGUUUUCCACCAGGUGUUGUAAAUGUUGUACCAGGCUAUGGAUCAACAGCAGGAGCAGCUAUAUCUGAACAUAUGGAUGUGGAUAAAGUUGCCUUUACUGGAUCAACAGAGGUUGGUAAAUUAAUUAUGCAAGCUGCUGGAAGAAGUAAUUUAAAGCGAAUUAGCCUGGAGCUGGGAGGAAAAAGUCCUUUAAUCAUUUUAGCUGAUGCAGAUGUUGAUAAUGCUGCCCUUUGGGCUCAUUCUGCCAUUAUGACCAACAUGGGUCAGAACUGCUGUGCCGGUUCUAGAACUCUUGUCCAAGAAGACAUAUAUGAUGAAUUUGUUUCAAAAGCAAAAUUGAUGGCCGAAAACCGGUGUGUUGGAGAUCCAUUUGAUGCCAUGACUGCACAUGGUUCACAGAUUGAUGAAACCCAGUUUAAGAAGAUAUUAAGUCUUAUUGAUAGUGGUGUACAAGAAGGAGCUGUAUUACAAGCUGGUGGAAAAAGACAUGGUGAUAAAGGCUAUUUCAUAAAACCCACAGUAUUCAGUAAUGUUCAGGAUAAUAUGCGAAUAGCUAAAGAAGAGAUAUUUGGUCCUGUUCAGUCCAUUAUUAAGUUUAAAACAAUAGAAGAGGCAAUAGAGAGGGCUAAUAAUACAAAUUAUGGUCUGGCGGCUGGCAUUAUUACUAAUGAUAUCAACAAAGCUCUAAUGUUUGCUCAAAGUAUCCAGGCUGGUUCUGUUUGGGUUAAUUGCUAUGACAUUGUUACAACACAAACUCCAUUUGGUGGAUUCAAACAAUCUGGACAUGGCAGAGAACUGGGAGAGUAUGCAUUGAAAGAAUACACAGAAAUAAAAACAGUGACUGUUAAAAUACCACAGAAGAAUUCCUAGAUUUGAAGACAUGAUGAAAUCAUGGCUCCUGUGUAACCUAUUAAAAAUAAAGUAAACAAAACAUAGUGUUGACAAUUAUGACCAAUCAUAUUUUCUAAAUGAUUUACUGUAAUUAAUAAAACACUAAUGAUCCAUUAUAUGGCAGUAUAUUAGACUCAAAAUUCUAACAUGCAAUCGUCUAAUUUCUAUCUUGUAUUCAUGUAAUUUCUAACUUCUAUUCUUGUAAUUUCUAUAUUAAGACAAUGUAUAAUCCAACUUCUUUUUUUGUUGAGUAUAAAUUUUAAUUCUGUUUCA
This is a messenger RNA of Patella vulgata (common limpet), 1865 nucleotides long. RefSeq names its product retinal dehydrogenase 2. The record is from RefSeq and is a predicted model, not a curated record. The transcript is spliced from 14 exons. Gene Ontology annotation, molecular function: aldehyde dehydrogenase (NAD+) activity. Lineage: Eukaryota; Metazoa; Mollusca; Gastropoda; Patellidae. The coding region runs from base 87 to 1571 and encodes 494 amino acids.